CCGAUUGGCCCCGACCAACCAGAGAGAGGGCGAGAGGGCGCCUCAUUUCGCCCCACCCCAAGGACGGACACAAUAAUCCCUGCCUCGCCUGACUAAUCACAAGAGGUUGGCAGGCCCGGAGCCGCACGUCGAAGGUGGUGGGUGACGGCAGCGACGGGUGUGCGCUGUGCGGUGCCGUGGCGGCCGUGGCCGUAACAAGAAGAAUUAACACGGUCAAGAUGCGCCGCGGGGCGGUCCCGCUGGCGCUGGCGCUAGCCACGCUAGCGAUGCUGGCCGUGUCUGUAUCGGGGCAAGGGAGGCCGGUGAUCGACACUAGCGGCGGGAUGACAGAGGCGUUGCCGUCCAAGUUCACACCCAAGGACGCCUUCUUCAUCGACUGCGGAGGCACGAAUCCCGUCACCGUCGAGGGCAAGGCGUUCAAGACUGAUGCGCAGGCUAACCAGCUCCUCGCUGCCCAGGACGCCAUAAGGGCCUCUGUCGACAAGGCCGACAGCGUGUCCUCGCCGGUCUACCUCACCGCUCGGAUCUUCAAGGAGGAGGCCGUGUACAACUUCCCACUCGCUGUGCCCGGAUGGCACUUCAUUCGUCUUUACUUCUUCCCGCUCAAGAACCCAGACUCCGACCUAGCGGCUGCAACCUUCUCUGUCACCACCGACACCAACGUCCUUCUCCACAGCUUUACGGCCGACCCCAAGCCAACCAUGAAGGAGUACCUCAUCAAUGCCACAGAGAACCACCUUGAGAUCAAGUUCACCCCACUCAAAGGAUCAGCUGCGUUCAUCAACGGCAUCGAGGUGGUCAAUGGCCCCGAUGAGCUCAUCACCGACACAGCCCUGGCGGUCCUACCGUUUGCUGAGAUGAGCGGGCUUUCGGAGGCGGCAUACCAAGUCAUUUACCGGCUCAACGUUGGUGGCCCGGGCAUCAGCCCUGGCAACGAUACACUAGGCCGGCAAUGGGAUAAUGAUGAGAAGUAUGUGCAGUCCAAGGAGAUGGUCAAGGACGUGUCGGUGCCGACGAACACCAUCAAGUAUCCAGACACGUUCCCUGUGUCCAAGCUUGUUGCGCCGAUGCUAGUGUUUGCUAGCGCCGCCAAGAUGGCAGACAUGGACUCCACUGUGAGCAAUGCAAAUUUCAACGUUACAUGGAAGCUGGAUGUGGACCCGUCAUUCGACUAUUUUGUGCGCCUCUUCUUUGCCGACAUCAUUAGCAAGUCUGCCAACGACCUCUACUUCAAUGUGUACAUCGAUGGCCGCAAGGCCAUCUCCGGCCUGGAUUUGUCCGGGAUCACCGGUGACCUAGCGGUGCCAUACUACAAAGAUUUCGUGGUGAACUCGUCCAUCACAGCCGACGGCCAUCUAAGCAUCCAGAUCGGACCGUUGGGUCAGGACACGGGUCGCAUCGAUGCACUACUCAAUGGUGCUGAGGUGUUCAAGAUGAGCAACUCGGUGGGCAGCCUGGACGGUGAGUUCGGCGUGGAUGGCAGGAAGGCUGAUGAUGGCAGCGGAGGCCGCAAGGUAGUGGCGGUCGUCGGCUUCGCCAUGAUGUUUGGUGCCUUCGCUGGGCUAGGCGCCAUGGUGGUAAAGUGGCACAAGCGGCCACAGGACUGGCAGCGUCGCAACAGCUUUUCGUCAUGGCUACUUCCAAUCCACACGGGCCAGUCCUUCUCCAAUGGCAAAGGGUCAAAAAGUGGUUACACAUUUUCCUCCACCGGGGGCCUUGGACGCUUCUUCUCCUUCGCAGAGAUGCAAGAGGCGACCAAGAACUUCGACGAAUCCGCCAUCAUCGGCGUGGGCGGGUUUGGCAAUGUGUAUGUUGGUGAGAUCGACGACGGCACCAAAGUGGCAAUAAAGCGGGGCAACCCACAGUCCGAGCAAGGGAUCAAUGAGUUCAACACGGAGAUCCAGAUGCUCUCCAAACUUCGGCACCGCCAUCUCGUCUCCCUCAUCGGCUACUGCGACGAGAACGCGGAGAUGAUACUCGUGUACGAAUACAUGCACUACGGGCCCUUCCGCGACCACAUCUACGGUGGUGACGGAAACCUGCCCGCCCUAUCAUGGAAGCAACGCCUCGAGAUCUGCAUCGGCGCAGCACGGGGACUCCACUACCUCCACACCGGCACCGCCCAGGGCAUCAUCCACCGCGACGUCAAGACCACCAACAUCCUCCUCGACGAGAACUUCGUGGCCAAGGUGGCCGACUUUGGGCUCUCGAAAGACGGCCCCGGCAUGGACCAGCUCCACGUCAGCACCGCCGUGAAGGGAAGCUUUGGCUACCUGGACCCGGAGUACUUCCGGUGCCAGCAGCUGACGGACAAGUCGGACGUGUACAGCUUCGGCGUGGUGCUGCUCGAGACGCUAUGCGCACGGGCACCCAUCGACCCGCAGUUGCCACGGGAGCAAGUCAGCCUGGCGGAGUGGGGCCUGCAGUGGAAGCGCAAGGGGCUCAUCGAGAAGAUCAUGGACCCCAAGCUGGCCGGGAAGGUCAACGAGGAGUCGCUCAACAAGUUCGCCGAGACCGCCGAGAAGUGCCUCGCGGAGUUCGGCAGCGACCGUAUCUCCAUGGGCGACGUGCUCUGGAACCUCGAGUACGCUCUACAAAUGCAGGAGCAAAACCCGCCGGAGGGCGCCGCCGCGGGAGAAGGCGGUGACGGGGACUCGCUGGACGCCGGCAUCUCGUCUUCCUCCAUCGCCACCACAUCGUCAUCCAGCAGCGGCAUCAACACCGUGCCCGACGCCUCCACCACCUCCGCCGGCGAGCUCUUCGCGCAACUCGCGGACAUGAAAGGAAGGUGACCAAUUCCAUUGAUGCCCCGUCCAUCGCCGAGCCAUUGAUGCAUUGUCCAUCGCCGAAGCAGCCAUGGGAGCAUACUGUAGUUCAACCUUCUGGAUGCAUCAUCUCCCCCUUAUUCGUCCCUUAAUUAAUUGACUGGUGGAAGGAAGGGUCGGAGUAAUUAAAAUCAAAAGCUAAACGAGAUCGAUCGAGAUAUAUGCGUGUAUGUAUGUACGUGUGUGUACUAAUCACGUUUUACUGAUGCAGAAAAAAAAAUUCCGAGUAAA
Molecule: messenger RNA, 3056 nt
Organism: Brachypodium distachyon (stiff brome)
Lineage: Eukaryota; Viridiplantae; Streptophyta; Magnoliopsida; Poales; Poaceae
Product: probable receptor-like protein kinase At2g21480
Exons: 1
Coding region: 219-2792 (857 amino acids)
Biological process (GO): protein autophosphorylation
Cellular component (GO): plasmodesma; plasma membrane
Molecular function (GO): ATP binding; transmembrane receptor protein tyrosine kinase activity
Source: RefSeq, a predicted model, not a curated record